AUGACGUCCACUGCACUGGUCACAGAGAGUUUGGGGUCUCACGCCAACUCUUCGGAGGAACCUGAUGCGACCAAAGGGUUCACGCUUAAAGAUGACAACGAGGUUUUCGUAAGUGAUCUGAAUCAAAUGCUGCUUGAUGAACUGGACGAAGAAACAACAAGGAGUUCUGAUUACGUUGGUGGUGAUGUCGUCAGGAUUGCUGAAUGGUCUUGGUUUCCAAUUCGCUGGACAUGGGUUGUAAUCUCAGAACUAGUUGUUGGAGUCAUCGGCAUCAUCGGGAACCUCUUGGUAAUUACUGUUCUCUUUCAGCGACGUGCUAAGAGCCGAUCGACCGAUACCCUCAUAGGCGCACUUGCUGUGGCGGAUCUCUUGACCUCAGUUGGACUACUUCGGUUUGCUGUACCCUACGCUAAAACAGUUCCUGUAUCUUGGAUCGGACAGGUCUACUGCAGAAUGGUCUGGUUGCCAAUGUACAUGUGGGUGUGGGCCUAUAUGUCAGGGUUCGUGCUGACUGCCAUCUCUGUUGAGCGUUACAUCGCGGUCACCCACCCGAUCUAUUUCAACAGGAUCUUGACCAGACGGCGAGUAUCGGAGGUAGUUGUCAUUAUAUGGAUCUUAUCUAUGUUGGUCUGCAUCCCUUCCGCCUUUGUAACUGAUGUGGACAAAGCCAAUCGUCGAUGCAUAGUCAGGAGAUCGCCUGUCUAUAAGAAGGCAUUCGCUUUCUAUGCUACAAUCGUCCAGUUGGUCAUUCCGGCAGUCAUCAUGGUCGUAACCCAAACCCUAAUCGCCAUCAAGCUCAAAGCCCAGUCAAUGCGCUUCGAAGGUUCUAAAUCGUACCAUGUCGCCGCCAGCAGAGCAGUCAUCAAGAUGAUGUGCAUCGUUAUCAUCGCGUACAUUGUUUGUUGGACACCCAACCGCUUCUUUCUGUUGAUCACAACCUUGUUCCGUAUUCAGUCAAAAACCUCGAGUCGGAUUUCCCAGGGCUUCGUUGUUCUUGCUGCCGUCAACUCCAGCAUCAACCCCAUCAUCUACAGUAUCCGUUACCAGGAGUUCCGCAAGGCUGUCAAGGUGCUUUUUGCAGGAGGGAAGGUUCGAAGUAAAGCGAUGUUCGAUACUGACAUCAAUACAGACUCCACGAGUGAUGGGACUGUUUAA
Messenger RNA from Lytechinus variegatus (green sea urchin), 1155 nucleotides. RefSeq names its product D(2) dopamine receptor A-like. Gene Ontology annotation, biological process: G protein-coupled receptor signaling pathway. Bases 1 to 1155 code for a protein of 384 amino acids. The transcript has a single exon. Lineage: Eukaryota; Metazoa; Echinodermata; Echinoidea; Temnopleuroida; Toxopneustidae. Gene Ontology annotation, cellular component: membrane. Gene Ontology annotation, molecular function: G protein-coupled receptor activity. The record is from RefSeq and is a predicted model, not a curated record.